This is a messenger RNA of Penicillium soppii, 1380 nucleotides long. Its product is annotated as NAD(P)/FAD-dependent oxidoreductase. Lineage: Eukaryota; Fungi; Ascomycota; Eurotiomycetes; Eurotiales; Aspergillaceae. Gene Ontology annotation, cellular component: cytoplasm. The record is from RefSeq and is a predicted model, not a curated record. Gene Ontology annotation, molecular function: oxidoreductase activity. The transcript has 4 exons. Bases 1 to 1380 code for a protein of 459 amino acids.
AUGACCGCCAUACCACCUAAACACAGCUUGACCUCCUGGUGGCGAACUCAAUUGCACCAACUUGAUGACUACAUUUCAUCCGAGCUUGUGCCAACAGAGUCCGACGUUGUCAUUGUUGGAGCCGGAAUAUCUGGCGCAUCAGUUGCUCAUCACCUCCUCAAACAGCAUCAAGACCCCUCGAAAAUUACCAUACUUGAGGCUCGUCAAGCAUGCUCUGGUGCAACGGGUCGAAAUGGCAAGUCAUUAUCGCGUGGUCACCUGAAACCAGAUCCGUACAGCUUCACUAGUGAGCUUGCUGCAGAGUAUGGCCCGGAAGCUGCGGAAGAGGUUGCGAAGUUUGAGCGCUCCCAUGUUGAUGAAAUUACCAAUCUGGUAAAAAGUGAGAAAAUUGACUGUGACUUUGUGGUGACAAAAGCCAUCGAUGUUCAACUAAACGCCAAAGAAUGCAAAAAGGUCAAGACAAGAUUUGAUUCGUUGCCUGGUCUUGGGAUAAAGUCCGCUGAAACCGUGAGCUUCACCGAUAAAGGCGAAGCAGAAAAGCGAUCUCAUGUCAAAGGCGCACAAGGCUGCUUUAGCUAUGUGGCAGGCCAUAUGUGGCCGUACAAAUUAGUGUUACACAUUUUGGGUCGUUGUGUGGAACAAGGCAUCAAAUUAUACACUAACACCGCUGUGCAAUCUGUCUCAUCGGAAAAGGACGCUUCAGGCCGAUGGACUGUUGAUACAACUCGGGGUGCUAUCACAACGAAACAUGUCAUCUUUGCCACCAAUGCAUACACCUCCGGAGUCCUUCCUAUGUACACGAACAAGAUUGUUCCGGUGCGAGGUGUUUGCUGCAGAAUUGUUCCAACCCGCCCAGUCAAAAGGCUUCUUGAAACAUACACUCUCAGGUGGUCAUGGAGCGAGUUUGACUAUCUUAUUCCCCGUGAAGAUGGCAGCAUUAUUGUCGGCGGUGCUUGGAGUAAAUACCACCAGAACACAAACGAUUGGUAUAACAAUGUCAACGACAAUGGAAUAAUCGAAUCUACCAGAGAGUACUUUGACGGCUACAUGCAACGGAACUUUCAUGGCUGGGAGAAUAGCGGCGCAUAUGUAGAUCAAAUCUGGACUGGAAUCAUGGGCUAUUCAACCGAUUCUCUGCCUCAUAUUGGACAGGUACCAGGCAAGCAAGGUCAGUUCAUAAUGGCCGGGUUCACCGGACACGGAAUGCCGCAGGCAUGGCUUUCCGGUAAGGGUAUAGCUGCGAUGGUCUCGGAAGGAAUUCCGUUCGCACAAUCUGGGAUCCCAAGAAUCUUUGAGACCACCCAAGCUCGUCUUGAGAGUAACAGAAACGAUAUCUUCGAUAUCAUGGGGGAGAUCAGCAAGCCAGUUGCACGGUUGUAG